GGCAGAUGUUUGAGUGGAAAGCAGUUUUGGAGAGGGGGAAGAAAAAGAAGAGGGGAGGGAUUAGCUUAGUCACACAUCUUAUAUAUAAGCCUCAUUUUCUUGAGGCAUGUGAAGGAUUCUUGGUUUGUGUGGAAGAAGUAGUGGAGCGUCAGAGCAAAGGUCGAGGGAAAGCGAAAUAGCACGAGAGCGAGCACAGGAUCUUGGCUUGAUGCAAUGGUUUGAAGAACUGCUACUAUCACUGCGACGACGUUUGCUAAAAAAAGAAAUCAGAGAUGUGGAUUUAUAUCUUGAUCUUCUUCUUGACCUCAUCAUGGGCCACGGCUCAAGGAACUACUAACUCAAAUAUCAUUGUGAACACAACUACUUCACCUGUGAAAGUUUAUGUUAACAGAAAGGAAGUCUUCAAUCUUGGGAGCGAUUCAAGACUCAUCUGCAGCAACACGACUCAGACUAAGGCGAUAUUUGUUAUAUGGGAAAUUGAACUGAAACACAAAGCCUGCAAGAUCUCCUUUAGCCAUGAGGGUCAUGACGUUGACUCCUGCAAUGAUGGCAAAUCGAUACAAAACUCAACGGGUCUGUCAUUCCUGCACAUCCCAAACUUUUCAGUCAAUGAUGUUGGAACUUACAGGUGUGAAGCAGCUUACACAGGAGGAAAUGAAAAUUAUAAUAUUUCAGUGGGUGUCACAGCUCCUCCUGCUGUAUCUGCCUGGUUAGAGCGAAGGGGCAACAAGAUGGUGGCCGUGUGCAGAGCUGAAAGAGGGAUUCCUGCUGCCAAUAUCAGCUGGAGUCUCACAGGAAAUUACUCCAUGAAACAGCAGAAUGACCCAGAUGGAGUUGUAACAGUAGAGAGUCAGCUGGAGGUCCCUGAAGACAUUGACCCAGAAAACCUGACCUGCAUUGUCCGCCACCAGUUGUGGGAGCGGGAGAAAACUUUCACACCCAGAUUCAGAGGGCUUCCUAUUUGGUACUUCAUCCCUAUUUUUGGGAUAAUCUUCAUUCUUGUGGCAGGUUUUUCUAUCUAUGCACUAAAGAAAAUAAUAUUAUUGAGAAAAUGUCAGACAGACACAUCAUCCAAAUCACCUCCGGUAGGUAUUUUAUCCCCACUAAUCAGUGUUUUUUCUGCACUUUGCUCAGCUUUUUACAUAUGUUGUUUAUGUUUCCUUUUGAAGCAGGCAGAGGAUGUGGAGGAAGUGGAGCCUUAUGCUAGCUAUGUUCAACGUGUGAACUCAAUAUACAACUGAUUUGCAGAUGUGUGUGCAUAAAAUUUCUGUUGAUGCAACAUGGUCGCACACUAAAAUGCACAUCAGGGGACUUUGUGAAAAAGCGAGGGCUGUGAAACUGAGAAAUGAUAAAAUAGUAAGAAGAAGAAGUGAGCAAAGUGAGAUCAAAGGUUUCCGGUAAGCAAGGGAAGCCUCUUAGGUUAAAACCGCCUCAAUAAGCAGCGCCGACUGAUGGAACAGGGGAUGUACCAGGUGCCAAAUACAGGCUCCCAUUCACCACUUAUGCUGCCCACUGCUCUCUGUGAGUAGGUAUCAUGGAGAACUUUAAUAAUUACUACAGAUGUGAUGAACUGAGGAGCUGGAAAGAGUGUGUGUGCGAGCCGGAUGGAGGAUACUCUGACUACUAACGACUUUGGAUGUUGGAUGUAAUUAUGUAAAAUAAAAAUAAUUAUUUAUCAACUGAUAGGACAUGUAAUAUUUUGGGAGAUUUACUGGGGCCAACCCAGUGAAAGCAGUGAACUUGUGUAUUUUUGAGACACGUCUGCCUAAGUUUACAUGUGUACAAUACUAUAUCAACUAUUAAUUAUAUCUAUUCAUACGUAAUUCUGUCUGUAUAUCAAAAUAUAUUGAGUUUUGUGAGUAAAAAUAAUUAUUUGUGGAUGUAAAUAUAGACAAAAUGGGUGUAAAACACAAAUCCCAAACAAGCAGAUAUUAGUUGUUCUUUAUUUUGUACAGUUUACAUUUCCUGUUUACUUGGUGUAUAUAAAAAUUAAGAAAUUCCCUUUUUAAACGUGCAAUAAAAAAAAAGAAAAAAAAAGUAUGAAUUUAAGUAAUUUAUUAAUAAGAUGUGAGACUUGUUUGACUUUGAUAACCAGGGUAAUCGGUUGAGUUACUCACAAUAAAAGUCAUGU
Messenger RNA from Poeciliopsis prolifica (blackstripe livebearer), 2131 nucleotides. Its product is annotated as cell surface glycoprotein CD200 receptor 1-like. Gene Ontology annotation, biological process: regulation of neuroinflammatory response. NCBI's taxonomy places the organism in Eukaryota, Metazoa, Chordata, Actinopteri, Cyprinodontiformes, Poeciliidae. The transcript has 6 exons. The record is from RefSeq and is a predicted model, not a curated record. Gene Ontology annotation, molecular function: signaling receptor activity. The coding region runs from base 273 to 1241 and encodes 322 amino acids.